Molecule: messenger RNA, 2705 nt
Organism: Scomber scombrus (Atlantic mackerel)
Lineage: Eukaryota; Metazoa; Chordata; Actinopteri; Scombriformes; Scombridae
Gene: pcyt2
Product: phosphate cytidylyltransferase 2, ethanolamine
Exons: 12
Coding region: 162-1370 (402 amino acids)
Biological process (GO): phosphatidylethanolamine biosynthetic process
Cellular component (GO): cytoplasm
Molecular function (GO): ethanolamine-phosphate cytidylyltransferase activity
Source: RefSeq, a predicted model, not a curated record
CGGUUCAGUGUCACUCACUGUCGGCUCUGGUACUGGUGGGACACACAAGAAGACGUCCUCGGGAAAUAACCUGUUUUUGAUUAGGUUAAAUACUUUUAAACGUAUUUUACCUUUUGUUUCUAUUUGUCCCACCGGGAAUCUAUCUGCCUGUACCUGUCGAAAUGAUUAAAAACGGUCACCACGCCACCAACGACCAGCAGGAUGAAGCCGGCUACAGUAAACCGGGUGGUUCAGGGUGCAGCCCCGAGAAAAGGAGGCGCGUAGUCCGGCUAUGGUGUGACGGAUGUUAUGACAUGGUGCACUACGGUCACUCCAACCAGCUUCGGCAGGCUAAAGGCAUGGGGGAUUACCUCAUAGUCGGAGUGCAUACAGAUGCUGAGAUUUCAAAGCACAAGGGCCCCCCGGUCUUCACCCAGGAGGAACGCUACAAGAUGGUACGAGCCAUCAAGUGGGUGGAUGAGAUAGUGGAAGGGGCGCCUUACGUCACCACCCUGGAGACUCUGGACAAGUACAACUGUGACUUUUGCGUGCACGGAGAUGACAUCACGCUGACCGUAGACGGCAAGGACACAUACGCGGAGGUAAAGCGUGAAGGACGUUACCGGGAGUGUAGACGCACACAGGGCGUCUCCACCACUGACCUGGUGGGACGUAUGCUUCUAAUGACCAAAGCUCAUCACAGCAACAUGGAUAAUCCAGAUUACCAGCAGCAUACAGACAACUUUGGAAAGGGUCCUAAAGGCCACAGUCCAUGGACAGGAGUGUCUCAGUUCCUGCAGACGUCCCAGAAGAUCAUCCAGUUCGCCUCAGGGAAGGAGCCUCAGCCAGGAGACACUAUUAUCUAUGUAGCCGGGGCAUUCGACCUCUUCCACAUCGGCCAUGUUGACUUCUUGGAGAUGGUCUAUAAGCAGGCGGAGAGGCCCUACGUCAUUGUAGGUCUGCACUUUGACCAGGAAGUGAAUCGGUACAAGGGGAAGAACUAUCCAAUCAUGAACAUCCAUGAGAGAACACUGAGCGUCCUGGCCUGUCGGUAUGUGUCAGAGGUGGUGAUUGGUGCACCAUAUGCAGUGGGCAAAGACCUGCUGGAUCAUUUCAAGGUGGACCUGGUGUGUCAUGGCAAGACAGAGGUGUUUCCAGACAAGGAUGCAUCAGACCCCUACGCUGAGCCUAAGAAGAGGGGGAUAUUCAGGACCAUCAAUAGUGGGAACAACCUCACCACUGAUGACAUCGUCCAGAGGAUCAUUGAAAACAGGCUGCAAUUUGAAGCCAGAAACCAAAAAAAGGAGGCUAAAGAGAUGGCAGUGAUCGAAGCCAUGAAGAAGAGAGAGGAGCAGGAGCAGAGUGAAGCCGGAGCCCAGGCCGCUCACUAGUGAGACCCAGGCAGGACUGCUUCUGUGUCUGAUUUACUCGUCCUGGUACACUCAGCUUUAAGGUUGGACUAAACUGACUGAAUAAGAAAGUCCAUGCUGUGGUUGUCUACAACUCAGGGGGGGAUCGUCCAGUCACAGCGAGUCCCCUGAGUGUAGGAUCUUGCUUACCGUCGUACACGCUGUGGGGUUAGCUUCCCUCAGCUUUCGUCUAUAUGAACUUUUUCUCCAGCUAAUGGGAUUAGAUUAGACCUGCCUUGACCAGAACACGAAGAGUCCAGACGCCGAACACAUGCCACUAUUUAACCUGCAAAUCCCUUUACACCUCUCUUCCUCUGCAGCAGAGAACUGUGUUAUUUUUAUCUUCUGUCAUGUUUUGGUUCCGUCCAUGUAAUCACGCACUACUGUACGUGUUUAGGUGUAAAAGUGGUAUGUUGUAAUUAUUCAUAACUUAUUGACAGACCGCUAAUGUCAUUAUCGGGUAUGUUCUUAGAUUUUUUUAAUCAAAUUAAAUUUUAAUCAUCAGUUUUAAAUGUGUCAUCAAUACAUUUGAAUGUGGUCUAUCGUUAACACAUUUUAAUUUCUAGAAGUCACUUUGUUGUUUUUAUCCAUCCUUAAAAAACGUCAUUACUGCAUUAAAUGAUCUGUGAAGUAGUCUUCUAAUUUUAACUGUGCAUUUUAACUACCUGAAUUUGCACCGUGUGUGUGUGUGUGUGUGUGUGUGUGUGUGUGUGUGUGUGUGUGUGUGUGUGUGUGUGUGUGUGUGUGUGUGUGUGUGUGUGUGUGUGUGUGUGUGUGUGUGUGUGUGUGUGUGUGUGUGUGAGGAAGAGAGAGCGAGAGAGUUGAACGAGGUCAGUGAGGGUUUGCGCUGUAAAUUAUAGUAGUGCCUCAUUCCUGUAGCUAUAACUAAUGUAAGGGCUGUGUAUAGACUUCUGAUUACACUCAAAGUAAUGUCUGUAGUAAUUGAUUGUGUCAGCAGCUGGGUCAGUACACUUCUCAAGUCCUUCCCAGUCUACGUUCAAGGAAUGUCCUUUUUUCCUUUUUUUCACAAGACAAUCCAAGGACUUAAAGAUUUGGGGCCUGAUAUUACUGUCAAACUGUCUCUGCAAAUGUUGGUAGAUUGUUGAAGGUCACUGUGCUGCUUUUCCUGUCAUUAUAUGGAGCAUAUUAACCUGGAGGUGAAAUGCUAAUGGUGCGAGAGAGUUUUUAAAGUGUGUCUGUGGGUUGGUGGCAGCCUGAGAAAUAAAUAAGUUUGACAUGGUGGACAUUUUUACAUCCUUUAAAUCACUAUUUUGUAAUGUGCGAAUUUCCCCUUUAUUAAACUGGCAAUAUGGCAAA